Messenger RNA from Sinocyclocheilus grahami, 822 nucleotides. Its product is annotated as liver-expressed antimicrobial peptide 2. The record is from RefSeq and is a predicted model, not a curated record. NCBI's taxonomy places the organism in Eukaryota, Metazoa, Chordata, Actinopteri, Cypriniformes, Cyprinidae. Gene Ontology annotation, biological process: antimicrobial humoral immune response mediated by antimicrobial peptide; defense response to bacterium.
GUGACCUGCAAUCCUGUGCCAAAGUCAGACACACCUUCAACUUCUGUACAGAAAGUUCAAAUGUCACUAAAGAGAACAGCUCGUAUGACCCCACUAUGGAGGAUCAUGGGCACUAAACCUCAUGGCGCCUACUGCCAGAACAACUAUGAGUGCUCGACAGGAAUAUGCAGGAAAGGCCACUGUUCCUACAGCCAACCGAUUAAUUCCUAAAAUGAAGACUCCUUCCCUUCUCUGAUCUGACAUUUCUACACCAUCAUGCAUGACGAAAGCUUGAUUCAGUGAGCAGCAGGAGGCAACUGAAUGUGCAAUGCAGUUAAUAAUCAGUUAGACAUAUAGUAUAGUAAGCCACAAAUGAAGCAAUAGGUAAAGUUCUGAAGAUUGUGCUUAUCAUAAGGUACAUAACAUGUGGACUAUUUUGAGAGUGCAAAGAAAAUCAACAUAAACCUCAUAAUCUACCUGCAGUGAUAUUGCUAUAUACAAGAAGCAUUAUUAAUGGGAUUUGCAUGACAUUUUUGAUAGACAUAUUUCAGGUGGAAUUGGGAAGGUGAUACAGUAUGUGUUUUGGGCCAGUUUCCCUGAACCAGAUUAAGUCCAAUCCCUGUUCUGGAUGUCCAUCGAGCAGUACAGAGAGAGUAUAGCUUUUGCCACUAACAGCUGAUCGCAGGACUACGCUUAGUCCAAACAUGGAAACUGGUGUGUAGUAUUAGAUCAUGUUACUUGUAAGCUAUAUAUGCAAGUGUAGGCAAAUGUGUCUACUAGUGCCUUAGCUCAACCCAAAUGCCGUUGAACCAAAGCUAGUCUGGAGAAAAAGGGACAGAGAAA